UCCUUCUUCAAUUUUAAUAUUUGUUGCACAACUGAUCUGUGUUCAGUUAGUUUGUGUUCCGAUGGAUAUACCGCCGCCGUCAUGUAUUACAUACGAUCUCAUAACCGAGAUCCUACUUCUGCUUAGUGUUAAAACCAUGAUGCGACUCAAAGCUGUGAGCAAGUCAUGGAACACUAUCAUCUCCGAUCCAUGCUUCAUCGAACAACACCUUAAGAAGUCAUUACAAAACCCACAACUUAUAUUCGUCUCCAAUCCUUCGAGUGGCGUCGUUUCCUUCCCGAUGCAUCGUUUACUUCAGAACCCAUCAAGCACCGAUUCUUGCCAUUUCCGCGGUUCAAUGAACAACUGUGAGGUCAUUGGUUCCUACAACGGAUUGCUUUGCUUGCUUUUCAAAAAAAACGGGCGGGAGUACCAGGAGUACCAGUUCGUUUUAUGGAACCCUGCCACUGGAACAAUAUCUUUAAAAGUAGGGACUCUUAAAGACUCUUACGCUGGAAGCUCUUUCAAGUUCACUUUUGGUUUUGAUAUUUCAACAGGAACUUACAAGGUGGUAGCCCUUGCAAAAAAGUGUAAAGAUGAGGUUAGAGUUUUCAGUUUCGGUGGUAGUGAUUGGAAAAAUAUUCAAAGUUUCCCAUUAAAAGAUCACCAAAUUAAUGAUGGUGUACAUUUGAGUGGUACUAUUAACUGGUUGGAUCUUUCCAAAUACAUGCAAGAAUUUAAUCAAUAUGGUUGGAUCUCGAAUCAUAUUAUUGUUAAUGCUAAAAAAUCUGUGAUUUUUUCACUUAAUCUAUCAACGGAGACAUACACACAAAUUUUGCUUCCUUCGGGUUUGGAUGAGGUGUCGAUGUCAUUUCCGCCAACUCUUGGGGUGCUAACGGACUGCCUUUGUUUUUGGCACGAUUGGAAAGCAACCCAAUGUGUUAUAUGGCUUAUGAAGGAGUUUGGAGUUCAAGAAUCUUGGACUCAAUUAUUUAGAAUUGACUACUGCAAAAUCAACCAUCUACGACGUCGUUCAUAUAUGUUGGGAUUCAGUAUUUAUCCAUUGCGGCCAUUGUACCUUUCUAAGGAUGAAGAUACACUGAUACUUGCUGAAUAUAUAAAUUGCCCGGCAAUUAUCUAUAGUAAGAGAGAUAUGAGAGUCGAGAGAAUUAGAAAUUCCCACAAAAUGUCUUGGUUUACUGCCAUGAACUACGUCGAAAGCUUGGUUUCUACUGUUUGAUCAGCUAUGCUAAAUAGUGUGAAUGUUGGAACUACCGUAUCAAAUAGUAAAGCAUUUGUUUUCUUUGACCUUUACACAUUUGCAUACUCCUCUAUUGUCAUGUAAUGAUUGCUUAUUUGAUCAAUGUCAAUUGAUGAUUCUUUGUUAUUCUUUAUAAAAUGCAAACUCCUCUAUUUCUGCAUUUACAUUUGAUCUUUUUUUUAUAAGACAUUUGAUUCUAUUUUAUUUACAGUUUAAUGUAGUUUACUUUGGAAAUUUUGUGUGUAUGUUAGUAUUUUUCUUUUGACAUUUGUGAAAGGGUUCAACUGAUAGCCAGGUGAUAUAUUAUUUAUGCUUAUAGGUAAUAUGUUUCUUUAACCAUCAAAGCAAGAUUGAUGUGUCCCCAAUACAUCAUUUGUGUCGAUCUUUGUAUUACUAAGUGUUAGAACCGUAACUCCGGCUCAAAAGAAUAAAGAAAGGAUAAGCACAGACAAUGAACAAACGAUGUUUAGUAAUAAAGUUCAACCUAUUGUGCUUGUGCCUACAUCUCCGACUGCAGUUCCUUUGUAUUGAUCUCAAAGUUAAAUACUUGCAGUCCAGUUUACAAUUUUAUCCCUGAACCGUGCCGUAGGGAGUUUGGUCCACUAUCCUUAAACAUGCACUUUUGUAGAGGACUGUUUGAUAUGAUGAUAUGGAUCAUUGUAUAUUUUGAGAGAAAUAUUUGGAGUUGAAUUGCUGUAUGUUUUGCAUAAAAGAAGUAAAUUUGGAAUGAUAGUUUAGUUGAUUCAGACUAUUAUGUUAUUUGUUCGGACGCUAAAAGAUGUUUGACACACAUGUCUCAAGCUCCAUUUUGUGUGGAAAACUAUUUCAAAAGGGAAAAUGAGGUUGGAAAAACUGUUUGGAAUAAAUGUACUGGGCGAAAUUUUGUACCGCCCGGUGGACCAUGGCUUUCACUUUUAUUUGGCCCGAGCCUAUUCAGAGGGCGAAGGGCCUGUACGGCUCGAGGGAAAGGGGGCUCCACGAUCCAGCAAGAUAAUGGGCGGUAAUGGCCACCCUGUAAGAAUAGGUCUGGACUUGGUCACACUACAAAAAAAUCGCUGUUUAGCCACAGUUAUUUUCAUCGUGGGUAAAAUAGCCAGUGAGGCACGCUCCUCCUCCCUUAACGGGAUUCGCCUACCCCGACUGACGAGCCUUUCUCGCCAAAGCAGGUAUUCUGAAGGCCUAUAUAUAUCGGACGAAGCUAGUCCGAAGCUAAUAAGUUAAACCACCACUGUUUCUUCAUAUAAUCACAUAUUCUAAGACUUAGACCUAGACCAACUUCUAGCUAAGUAAGUGACAUCAUCACAUUUCUAGCAGGAACAAAUGGAUAAUCUAAAGAGGAGAAAUAGUUAAUACUUAAUAGUAUAUAGCUCAGGACUUAAUUGAAAUAUUGACAACAGCAUCCUUAGAUAUAUAUCAUAUCACAUGGAAAAAACUCUAACCAGAAACUGUGAUUUUGAACUGAAAUCCUAACAGAAAAAACUCAAUGACAGAUAAUCAUAGCUCAAAAACUUGAAAUUCUUAGUCUAUUUUGAAGCAAUGAGGCUAUCAUAAUGAGCUUUGAAGUAGGCAAAAAGAGUGUCUCUAGGAGGAAUA
Molecule: messenger RNA, 2833 nt
Organism: Trifolium pratense (red clover)
Lineage: Eukaryota; Viridiplantae; Streptophyta; Magnoliopsida; Fabales; Fabaceae
Product: F-box protein CPR1-like
Exons: 1
Coding region: 62-1219 (385 amino acids)
Molecular function (GO): protein binding
Source: RefSeq, a predicted model, not a curated record